ACUAAACAGCCCGGGAGAAGCUGAGCGCGCCCCCGACUCCGGAAGUGACAGUCUGCGCGCGUUCACGAGCGGCUGGAGCGAACCGGCAACGACGACCCGGAGAAGAGGAGCCGGCGGACAAACGAGCCACGGAAUGAGACUUAACCGUGUCUGUUCCCUGAAGUUCAGCCGUCACUCACAUCACGCUGCUCCUUCUAAAUAAUCUGUGAACCGAGGUCCUGACACAGGAGUGUUGAAGAGCCUCUUCCUUUCCCAAACAUCGCCCCGCUCCACCGCCGCAGGAAAGAAAGAGCCCGUUAUUCCUGUGACCCCGGAGCGAGAAGAGGAGUGUGAGCAUAGUGUGUGAGCAGCUCUCCCUAUGUGUGUCACAAUGGGAGACAUCAGUGACCUGGACCGACAGAUAGAGCAGCUCCGACGCUGUGAGCUUAUUAAGGAAAAUGAAGUCAAAGCACUGUGCGCUAAAGCCAGAGAGAUUCUGGUGGAAGAAAGCAACGUUCAGAGAGUAGACUCUCCUGUCACAGUGUGUGGGGAUAUCCACGGUCAGUUCUAUGACUUAAAGGAGCUGUUCAGAGUUGGCGGCGACGUCCCAGAGACAAAUUAUCUCUUCAUGGGCGACUUUGUGGACAGAGGCUUCUACAGUGUGGAGACAUUCCUUCUUCUGCUAGCUCUUAAGGUCCGCUACCCAGACAGGAUAACCUUGAUCCGGGGGAACCACGAGUCUCGCCAAAUCACCCAGGUCUACGGCUUCUACGACGAGUGCCUCCGUAAAUACGGCUCGGUCACCGUGUGGAGAUACUGCACGGAGAUCUUCGACUACCUGUCGCUCUCUGCCAUCAUCGACGGCAAGAUCUUCUGCGUGCACGGCGGUCUGUCUCCUUCCAUCCAGACCCUGGACCAGAUCAGGACCAUCGACAGAAAACAAGAAGUACCUCAUGACGGGCCGAUGUGUGACCUGCUGUGGUCGGACCCUGAAGACACCACAGGGUGGGGGGUCAGUCCCAGAGGGGCCGGCUACUUGUUCGGGAGCGACGUCGUGGCUCAGUUCAACGCCGCCAACGACAUCCACAUGAUCUGUCGAGCUCACCAGCUGGUCAUGGAGGGAUACAAGUGGCACUUCAACGAGACGGUGCUCACCGUGUGGUCGGCACCCAACUACUGCUACAGGUGUGGGAACGUGGCGGCCAUCUUGGAGCUGGACGAGCAUCUACAGCGGGAGUUCAUCAUCUUCGAAGCAGCGCCGCAAGAGACCAGAGGCAUCCCCUCCAAGAAACCAGUAGCCGACUAUUUCCUGUGAAGUUUUUCAAGAUUAAAACAACACCCCACAACAACAACAACAAACAAACAAACAAACAAACAAACAAACAAACAAACAGCCAUGAUGUGUUGAAACCUCCCGCACCAUUUCACACCGGCCUCCCUCCCUCCCUCCCUCCCUCCAUCCUGCUGCUGCUGGACGCUCCUGUCAGUCUGAACUCAGGGCAGUGAGACAGAAACCCUGCCGGACCCCCUUCGACCAGGAGCUGGAUUUCUGCUGCGCUGCCCGAGCCUGGCAGAGCGCUCACUGUGAAAGGUGUCGGGGGGGCGAGGCGGAUUCUACGGGGCCCAUGACUGUUGUCUCUUCUCCUCAGAUAAAUAAAGACGGCCAUCUUCUUUCUCUCCUUCCACUCCUCCUCCUCCUCCUCCUCUUCUUCUCUCUUUCUGUAGAUACUGAUUAACUCCGCCUCCUGUAGUUCUUUUCAUGACGAACACUUAGUUUUAGAAUAAUUGGAAGGAGUUUAACUUUUUUCUUUCUUCUCCCCCAAAUUAUGCAGAAGUAGGAACAUUUUAUCUUUCAAGGAAUUCCUUCGAUGCAUUCGUUGUCUUCUUGUUUUUUUGAUUUUUGUAUAAUUGUUGCUGUCGUCAGGAUCGAAUGCAAACCGCUCUCAUGUUUCUGUUGAGCUGUCCUGUGUGUGUGUGAGUGUCACUAUUUAACAGACUGGGUGCUGCUGCUGCUGCCGCUCAGCUCGGCACCUCACCAACAAACACCAGAAAUGCUCAGACCGGCCACCAGGAGUCGCUUUAGUCACCGUUGUUUUCUCUCUUAAUUCAUCUUAAUCUACAAAUCUCUGUAGGUCUGUCAUUUUUGAUAUUGUGAGAAUAAAGUUUUUGUAUCAAUGCCGA
This is a messenger RNA of Notolabrus celidotus (New Zealand spotty), 2160 nucleotides long. Its product is annotated as serine/threonine-protein phosphatase 4 catalytic subunit B. The transcript is spliced from 9 exons. Lineage: Eukaryota; Metazoa; Chordata; Actinopteri; Labriformes; Labridae. The record is from RefSeq and is a predicted model, not a curated record. Gene Ontology annotation, cellular component: cytoplasm; nucleus. Gene Ontology annotation, biological process: peptidyl-serine dephosphorylation; double-strand break repair via homologous recombination. Gene Ontology annotation, molecular function: protein serine/threonine phosphatase activity. The coding region runs from base 359 to 1294 and encodes 311 amino acids.